AUGUCUGAAGAGUUCGAGUUCAAGCCUAUGUCAUUUCCACCGGCCGUUGUUGCGCGUAUAUCGCCAGAAUUAUCAUUACAAAGACAUUUAGCCAUUGGUAUAAGACCAAAUUUAAGAAAAUUUGAAGAAUUUAGAAAUAUUGAAUUCAAUGAUGGUGGCUUAAGUCGAUAUGGUUCUGAUGACCAAAUUAAGAAUACUUCAGUUUUAGGUUCCUCUGUUUUGAAAUCUGGUAAUACCACUGUUAUAACUACAAUUACUGCUGGUAUUAUUGAAGAAGAUUUACCAGCUCAUGAAAUUAAUGAUGACGCUGCUGCUGUUAAUGCAGUUUUCGCUAAAGACAAAACUGAUGAUUCUAAUAAUGAUAUACCGAAGAGUCAAUUGGAUGAAUAUGAAAGUAUAUAUCCAGUUGUUGAAGUGGAAAGAGGUAGAGUUGGUGCACCAACUGAUGAAGAAAUGAUUUUAUCACAAAAAUUAUAUGAAACUUUUUUACAUUCUAAAAUUUUAUCCAAAGAUUCAUUAAAAGUUAAAGUUGGUCUAAGGAGUAUUGAUUCCCAAGGGAAAGUUGAUAUUUAUUACAAAGAUGAUGAUGAUGAUUCAGAAGAUUUUGGAUUAGGACCAAAAAGAAGUUGGAAAUUUGUUCUUUAUGCUAAAGUUAAAGUUUUCAGUCGUUCAGGUCCAUUAUUUGAUUUGGUUUGGGCUUCUGUUUUAUCUGCUUUACAAAAUACCAAGUUACCAAGAGCUCAUAUUGAUGAAAAUGCUGCUGAUAUUAAGAUCCCUGUCAAGAUGCGUGGGAAUCAUGGUACUAUAAGAGAACAAUAUCAAAUUAUCUGUGAUGCAAUCUCUAGGGAUCCAUUGAAGCUAAAUAACGAAGCUAUAGGGAUUUCAUCAAAUUUUGGAAUCAUUGAUAUUGAUGAAGAAUCAAUUCAAACUCUACAAAAUGAAGAUUCAAUGGAAAUAGAUUCAAAAUCCAUAUUAUUGACAGAUAUUGAAGGCGAAGAAGAAGAAAUUUCUUCUAAAAAAACUAUUUCAAUAGUUUCAGAUAGAGAUAGUAAGAAUUUAAAAUCAUUAACAAUAAUAGGAAAUGUUUCAAAUGAUCAACUACGGAAAUCUUUUGAAUUAACUAAAUUCAGAUUUAAACAUUUUGCUAAAUAA
Messenger RNA from Hansenula ciferrii, 1152 nucleotides. RefSeq names its product exosome non-catalytic core subunit RRP43 (gene RRP43). NCBI's taxonomy places the organism in Eukaryota, Fungi, Ascomycota, Saccharomycetes, Phaffomycetales, Wickerhamomycetaceae. The record is from RefSeq and is a predicted model, not a curated record. The transcript has a single exon. Gene Ontology annotation, cellular component: nuclear exosome (RNase complex); cytoplasmic exosome (RNase complex). The coding region runs from base 1 to 1152 and encodes 383 amino acids. Gene Ontology annotation, biological process: U5 snRNA 3'-end processing; nuclear mRNA surveillance; nuclear polyadenylation-dependent mRNA catabolic process.